This is a messenger RNA of Pseudogymnoascus destructans, 1955 nucleotides long. RefSeq lists its product as uncharacterized. Gene Ontology annotation, molecular function: protein-folding chaperone binding; misfolded protein binding. Lineage: Eukaryota; Fungi; Ascomycota; Leotiomycetes; Thelebolales; Thelebolaceae. Gene Ontology annotation, biological process: protein folding in endoplasmic reticulum. The coding region runs from base 111 to 1667 and encodes 518 amino acids. The transcript is spliced from 2 exons. Gene Ontology annotation, cellular component: endoplasmic reticulum. The record is from RefSeq and is a predicted model, not a curated record.
UUUAAAGUCCACCAGAUCCUCUGAUCCUGGGAGAGGAGAUUGUAUACAUUUUCGUAUAACACAUUCUCGACCUUGGGAUCUUGGAUCGCGGCUCUUGAAAACGGGACAACAUGAUGGUCCAGAUUUCUGUGCUGGCAGUCGCAGCCGGCCUCUUAUCAUCACAGUCGCUCGUGGCGGCGAUCACUGCAUCUGAGAUACCCGAUGAUGUUCCAAUUUCCUCACUGCUCAAUUCGGCCAAUACCCACCUGGCGAUGGGCCAGACAAGCGAUGCUUUGACAUACUACGACGUUGCUAUCUCGCGCGACCCGAGCAACUACCUUACCUUCUUCAAGCGUGGCGCCACAUAUCUCUCGCUGGGGCGAACAACUCAGGCGCAAUCCGACUUCGAUAAGGUCCUGACUAUCAAACCUGGGUUUGAAGGGGCUCUUAUACAGCGUGCCAAGAUAAAGAGCAAAAGCGGCAACUGGGAUGCGGCGAAGGAAGACUAUUUGGCCGCGGGGCGCACCGGAGCUGAGGUCACAGAACUAGAAGAGGCAGAAGGGGCAUCAAAGUUGGCUGUGGAUGCCGAGAAACGGGCAGACUACGAUGAGUGUAUUGCCCAGGCUGGAGUGGCCAUAAUGGUCGCCAAUAAAAACCUCGCAUUACGAAAGCUUCGAGUUCGAUGCCGCUUCGAGCGGGGUGAGGUACAGGAGGGAAUAAGUGACCUUGCCCAUGUGUUGCAGAUGCAACCAGGCGAUACAGAUCCUCAUCUCCAAAUAUCCUCAGUGCUGUUUUACUCACUUGCCGACACUGAGAGGGGAUUGACCCAAAUACGGAAAUGUCUGCAUUCAGAUCCAGACUCGAAGACUUGCACAAAACUUUACCGACGACAGAAACAAAUCAACAAACAGCUUUUAAAGAUUAGAAGGUUAUUCGAAAAGAAGUCUUUCAGCACCGCAGCAAAGUAUCUUGCUGGGAGUGAAGAGGAUAUAGGCCUUAUCCAGGAGAUAAAAGAAGAAGUCGCAGAAUUGAGGGAGGCCAACACCAUCCCCGCAAAAGCUCCAAGUAAUCUUUACACCGAGAUGGUCGAGAUGGCGUGCGAAGCUUAUGGAGAGGUGAAAAGUAAGAAGGCGUCUAUUUAUUGCACAGAGGCGCUAGAACUGAACGAGCAUUCACUCCACGGACUUCUUGCAAAAGCUCAGCAGUCUUGUGACGAGGAAAAUUAUGAGGCAUGCAUCAAUACUCUCAACCUUGCAAAUGAGCAUCACCCUGGUAAUCAAAGCAUCCAGUCCAAGCUCCAGGCUGCUCAGAUAGCAUUGAAGCGUAGUAAGGAGAAGGAUUAUUAUAAGGUGCUUGGCCUGCCCAAAGAUGCAGAUGAACUUCAAAUCAAAUCUGCCUACAGACGGAAGACGAGAGAGCAUCACCCGGAUAAGGCUAUACGAAAUGGAGUCACAAAGGAAGAUGCGGAGAAGAGGAUGGCGUCGAUCAACGAAGCAUACGAGGUCCUCAGCGACCCUGAGCUGAAGGCAAGGUUCGAUCGCGGUGAUGACCCAAACAGUCAUGAAAGCAGACAAGGAAACCCAUUCCAACAUGGCAAUCCAUUCGAAGGGCAACAACAAUUCUUCCACCAGCAGGGAUCACGAGGCGGAGGUCAAUUUCAGUUUCAAAAUGGCUUUCCAUUCGGCUAACGGAAUGGGUCGGGAGGGUCUGUGAAGGAAAGGGAAGGGAAGGGAAGGGAAGGGAAAUAUGGCGUUCAUCUGUAAUAGGGAGAGCAUCUGUAAUAGGGAGAGAGAAAGACCAUGUACAGUAAAUAGAUAUUGUUUUCCAACCAGGCGCGACCAACCCUAGGGAAGUAAAGACCAGUGCUUUAUUUAUACCUCAAGCAGUAAUCUCAAAGGUUGGGUUAUCCAAUGUCCUGUAUCCGGUGCGCAGGUUAUAAAAUAAUUGCAUGGCGAUACGGGUAUAUACGUUGUAGG